This is a messenger RNA of Zasmidium cellare ATCC 36951, 468 nucleotides long. RefSeq lists its product as uncharacterized. NCBI's taxonomy places the organism in Eukaryota, Fungi, Ascomycota, Dothideomycetes, Mycosphaerellales, Mycosphaerellaceae. Gene Ontology annotation, molecular function: ubiquitin protein ligase binding; structural constituent of ribosome; protein tag activity. The transcript is spliced from 4 exons. The coding region runs from base 1 to 468 and encodes 155 amino acids. Gene Ontology annotation, biological process: protein ubiquitination; modification-dependent protein catabolic process; translation. Gene Ontology annotation, cellular component: nucleus; cytoplasm; ribosome. The record is from RefSeq and is a predicted model, not a curated record.
AUGCAGAUCUUCGUCAAGACCCUUACGGGUAAGACUAUCACCCUUGAGGUGGAGUCUUCCGACACCAUCGACAAUGUCAAGAGCAAGAUCCAAGACAAGGAGGGCAUUCCCCCGGACCAGCAGCGCUUGAUCUUCGCCGGCAAGCAGCUCGAGGACGGCCGAACCCUCUCCGACUACAACAUCCAAAAGGAGAGCACCCUCCAUCUCGUCCUACGUCUGCGUGGUGGUAUGGCCAAGAAGCGCAAGAAGAAGGUGUACACCACCCCCAAGAAGAUCAAGCACAAGCGCAAGAAGACCAAGUUGGCUGUGCUCAAGUACUACAAGGUGGACGGUGAUGGCAAGAUCGAGCGUCUGAGGAGAGAGUGCCCAGCUGAGCAGUGCGGUGCCGGUAUCUUCAUGGCCGCCAUGCACAACCGCCAGUACUGCGGCAAGUGCCACCUCACCUACGUCUUCGACGACCCAAAGUAA